Alnus glutinosa is the source of this 1841-nucleotide messenger RNA. Its product is annotated as protein DETOXIFICATION 27-like. Lineage: Eukaryota; Viridiplantae; Streptophyta; Magnoliopsida; Fagales; Betulaceae. The record is from RefSeq and is a predicted model, not a curated record. Bases 112 to 1614 code for a protein of 500 amino acids. Gene Ontology annotation, biological process: xenobiotic detoxification by transmembrane export across the plasma membrane. The transcript is spliced from 8 exons. Gene Ontology annotation, molecular function: antiporter activity; xenobiotic transmembrane transporter activity. Gene Ontology annotation, cellular component: membrane.
AGUGUCGUCCAAGCAUUCAAGCAAAGAAUUUUUGGAAAGCUCAUCUGUACUGAGUAGGCAUAAGUAGUAUUUUUGGAGAGCUCAUCUGUAGUGAGUAGGCAUACUUCUUCGAUGGGGAGCACUCUCAAAAGGGACGAUGGGGAUCUUAAUCAAGCCCUCUUACCAGAAUCGUCCAUAAAGCACGGAGAUGAUCAAGAUGAUCAAGAACCUAUGCACCUUGCGUCAAGGGUCUGGAUUGAAUCCAAGAAGCUAUGGUACAUAGUUGGCCCUGCCAUCUUCAGCCGCCUCCUUAGCUUCUCUAUGAACAUCAUCACUCAAGCCUUUGCUGGCCACCUCGGCGACAUUGAACUCGCUGCCAUUUCCAUUGUCGUCAAUGUCAUCUGCGGCUUCAGUUUUGGCUUCCUGUUAGGGAUGGCGAGCGCAUUGGAAACACUGUGUGGUCAGGCUUUUGGGGCGAAGAGGUACCAUAUGUUGGGCAUAUACCUGCAAAGAUCGUGGAUUGUGCUCUUCCUCUGGAGUAUCUUGCUCUUGCCCUUGUACCUUUUCGCUACUCCGAUUCUGAAACUUUUAAGACUGCCGGACGAUGUGGCGGAUAUGUCAGGGGUGGUUGCUUUGUGGCUCACACCCCUGCACCUCAUCUUUGCGUUUCAGUUCCCAUUGCAGCGGUUCUUGCAAUCCCAGCUCAAGAACUUUGUGAUUACGUGGGUUUCUUUAGCCGCUUUACUGGUUAGCGUGUUGAUUGGUUGGCUCUUCGUACUUGUGUUGGACUUUGGGAUUGUUGGUGCAGUUGUUGCUUUGGACAUCUCCUGGAGCGUUUUGGCUGUCGGAUUGUUUGGGUAUCUUCUGUGUGGCGGAUGUCCUUUAACAUGGACUGGUUUCUCCGUAGAAGCCUUUUCCGGGCUCUGGGAGUUCAUCAAACUCUCUGCUGCUUCAGGGGUCAUGCUCUGCUUGGAGACCUGGUACUAUGCAAUACUAAUGUUGAUGACUGGGUACUUAAAGAAUGCCACCAUUGCCGUGGAUGCCUUGUCAAUCUGCAUGAACAUCAAUGGGUUGGAGAUGAUGAUCCAUUUAGCUUUCUUCGCUGGUACCGGAGUAAGGGUAGCCAAUGAACUGGGAGCUGGUAAUGGAAAAGGAGCGAAAUUUGCAACUAUCGUGUCUGUUUCCUACUCCACCGUGAUUGGACUCUUUUUCUGUGUAUUAGUCUUGAUAUUCCACGAGAAGCUCGCUUACGUGUUCACAUCCAGCACUGAUGUCCUCGUCGCAUUUGAUAAGAUGUCGUACCUCUUAGGUGCCACAAUUUUGUUGAACAGUGUUCAACCAGUUUUAUCUGGUGUAGCUGUUGGAUCAGGAUGGCAAGCGUCAAUUGCGUAUAUAAAUCUGGGGUGUUACUACAUUAUUGGAGUUCCUCUUGGAGUUCUGAUGGGAUGGGUCUUCAACUUGGGCGUUAUGGGUGUUUGGGGUGGGAUGAUCUUCGGCGGGACUGGCAUUCAGACUGUAAUAUUGGGCGUGAUAACAGUGCGAACCGAUUGGAAAAAGCAGGCUGAGAUUGCUAGAAAGCGUGUAAGUAAAUGGUCACACCCUAAACCAGAUGAUCAUCCGGAGGUCCAACAUUAACAACUUCACUGAUGAAAUUUGCCUACCAAUAUGAGGGCUUUUAUUUCUCAUCUGAAAUAUAUAUUUCAUUCCUAAGAUAUUUAGUAAUUGGCAACAUAACUAGCUGAUUAAUUGUUGGCAUGCUUAAGGAGAAAAAGCACAUUAGAGGAAUGAUUGUAAUGGAAGGAAAUCUUUUAUUAAUUGAGCUCCAGCUUGUGUCUUGUUCAUAAGACACACUUGAAUGUCAA